UGGCUGGUUGGUGGGAGUCGCUCUUCGGACACCCGUGUUUUCACGUUUAUAAUCACGGCUUCGCGGUGUUGGAGGACUAGUCGAGUAGUCAACCGUCGACCAUCCGCUCGAGAUGAAUACGUUGUUGAUCGUGGCGCUAACGCUCGGGCUUGCCUGGGCCCAAGCUGAACUCGAGGAGGUCUACGGGUGGAAGCAGAUGGAAUUCGCCUGGCCCGACGAGAAAACCAAGCAAGAUGCGCUCCAAUCGGGCGCCUACAUUCCGGAAAACAAUCUGCCUUUGGGAAUUCAGAAAUGGAAGAAUAAGUUGUUUGUGACGGUUCCCAGAUGGAAGGCGGGAGUUGCUGCGUCCUUGAACGUUCUCGACACGGAUAAACCCAAUAAAACGGCGGCAUUGGUACCUUAUCCUGAUUGGACGGCGAACACAUUACCGCCGGCGGGCGCCGAGAAAGUCCCCGACAACACCGUCGUUUCUGUAUUUCGUACGCGCGUCGACGUUUGCGACCGCCUUUGGGUGAUGGACACCGGCCUGGCCGACAUUCUCGGCGAGCCAAGACAGAUCACUAAACCCGCGCUGGUCAUUUUCGACCUUAAUACGGACAAGCUCAUCCGACGCUACGAGUUUAAAGCCACCGACUUAAAGGAGGAUUCUUUCUUUGCCAAUGUCGUUGUUGAUGUGACGCCCGACAGAUGCGACAAGGCGUACGCAUACGUGCCGGAUUUAGGCGGGUACGGCGUGGUUGUCUACUCGUUGGCCGAGAACGACUCAUGGCGCGUGACACACAACUUCUUCCACUUUGAUCCGCUCAAGGGUGACCUCACCGUCGGCGGGGUCAAUUUCCAGUGGACAGACGGCGUGUUUGGUCUUGCGCUUUCUGAACCAAAGGCAAAUGGUCAACGUUUGAUGUAUUUCCAUGCACUGGCAAGCACCAAGGAGUUCUCGGUGCCCACAGGCGUCCUGCAAAACAAAACAUUGGCGACUGAUCCACACAACUACUACAUGUUCAAGCUCGAGGGCGAUCGCGGCCACAACACGCAGGCAACCUCCAGUGCAUAUGAUGAGCGCACCAAGAUUUUAUUCCUGACACAACUGAAUAAAGAUGGUGCGGCUUGCUGGAACACGCAACGAGGACUCAGCCCCUCCAGCUUAGGGACCAUUGCCAAGGACCCAGAGCGUCUAAUCUUCACCAAUGAUAUUAUGCUCGCCGACGACUACGUUUACAUGUUAUCAGACAAAAUGUCCCUCUUUCUAUACAAGUCCCUGCAGCCGGACGAGGUCAAUUACAGGAUAAUGCGCAUCAAAGUGCAGGAUGCGAUUCGCGGCACUCCUUGCGCGGGCUAUUGAACGCAUCGAACAUAUUUUGUAUUUGUAAAUACGUAUGUUAAUUGAAUAUAGUUUAGAAAGUUGGCUUAGAA
Messenger RNA from Dalotia coriaria, 1413 nucleotides. RefSeq names its product L-dopachrome tautomerase yellow-c (gene yellow-c). The coding region runs from base 113 to 1342 and encodes 409 amino acids. The transcript is spliced from 3 exons. Lineage: Eukaryota; Metazoa; Arthropoda; Insecta; Coleoptera; Staphylinidae. Gene Ontology annotation, cellular component: extracellular region. The record is from RefSeq and is a predicted model, not a curated record.